AGUAAUCAAUCUUGUGGAUGUGUUCCGUUAGCAGUGAAAUCCUAUUUUAUUUUCACCUGACAUUAUUUUUGAAGGAGCAAAAUAGAAUUCUUUCUGUUUUUAAAUGUGGAUUAUCAAGAGACAUGGCAAUCGUGCUCACACUAUUUUGUAAACACCGGAGUGGAGGAAGGAAAAAAAGGCGAAGAAAGUAUGAGAGGGUUCGAUUGGUUUCUAAAAAAUCUUUUUCAAUUUUCAAAAUUUCCCACAUCAAAUCUUUCGCCAGUUAUGCGAGAUAUCUGAUCCUUGUUAAUUGAGUGUAUCAAGCUAUGUUUGCAACAAAGAUUGAAGCGUCAUCCAACAGAGUUUUCACGCUGAGCUCAAACUGUACGUUCCUUCGGCAUGUUUUUCCUACAGACAUUUUAACCCUCAAAUCUUACAGUAACACUGAUAAGUAUGACUCCAAGGAAGCCUUUUCCUUACACUUCAACUAGUGUGCCACUCACAAAAAUAUCUGCUGUUUAUCUAUCAAAUGAUUUUAGAACGACCAUCCUCGAGGAAUGAUCAAAGGACAGAAUGAUAUCAAAUACUCACUGGAACCGUUGCUUGCAUUCACUCCAAAUGCUGAAAAAAAUAUUGGCUACCACUCUCAGGAGUCAUCGUUGGAAAAAAAGGAGGUUGACUUGAUUUCGCCAAGAAUGGACAAAAUUGUCACAGAGCUGAAUCAACAUGCCAACAAAAACAUUGAAACUCGAUCAUUGGAAACAGAGUGCCAUUCUGAAAGUAAUGACCUCAAUGAUGUAGAUAAUCUUCCACGAAGCGAGCAUGAACUUACCAUCUUUCGCUUGGCUGAGGAGAAUAAGAUCCUGAAAUCUAAGUAUGAAUUUAUCAGAGAACAAAAUGAAAAGUUGGAAACUCUGAAUGCUAAAUUCUCGUUGGAUAAUCUUCACCUGGGGAAGAAAAUUGAGGGCUUAGUGACUGAAAAUCAAUUUUUACAAGAUUGCAUCGAAAAUUUAGAAAUGAAGCUAAGCAUGCACAGUGAUUUGGUACGAGAACUUGAUCAACUGCGCCUCCAAGUUGCAAAAGGAAGGGAAAAUGCCAAAGAUUCCAAAAAUCUUCAGCAAAUUUUGAAAACUGUCACAAGCCAGAGAGAUGCUCUGAAGGUUCAGCUUUUGCAGCAACAGAAGUUGGCAGAAAACUCUUUAGAACAAAAAUCAAAUGAACUGUCAAAGCAAGAAGAAAUCCGUGACAAGCUGUUAGUUUAUAUAUAUCAACUCGAAUCUGACAUUGAUUUUCUUAAGAAUCAAGUUCUUGUCCUCUCGAACACCAAGGAAUUCUAUCGAAAGUACUGCUCUAUGAAACUAGAACAUCUUGAUCAAAAGUUGCUUGAAGCAGAAUCUUUGAAGUGCCUUCUAUCAGACAUGAGAUUCAACCCAGCUCUCAGAAACGUCAAAAUGACUCUCUAUGUGGUUGAAUAUUUCCAGGAAGCUAACGUUCCAGCCAGCCAAAUCAAUCUUUUGAUGAAUAUUAUUCAUACUGCAUUGUGUCGGCUGUCAAGAGAAAUGGAUGAUCUCUAUCAAACUUUGUACAAAGCUUUUGACAAUGGUGAUCCCUGUCAUAAACACUUUUCAGAUCCACCUCGCCGAACUUUUUCAGAUCCUGAUAUAUUUGGGAAAAAUUUAACAAACGAUUCCAGCAAAUCUCACUUUUUCACCCCCAAGAACAUGCUGUUGGAACUUUGCCCUGAUGAUAAACCACUAGUGGAGAAAUUGUUUUCAUCGAAAUUAAUUCAAGAAGACGAAGGUUUAACCGAUGAAAAUAUGUCGAAACAAUCAUGGCUUGAUGAACUUGAAAUUGAAAACCAAAGAUUAAAAAUAAUUUUAUCAAAUACAAAUAAAGAGGUCGAACAGUUGAAUGGCAUUCUAUCUGAAAAUAGGAAGACUUUGGAAAAUUACCAAAAUUGCACUGGUGAGUUGAGAAGAGAAAUUGAAACUCUAAACAAAACGCAUGGGACAAUGGAUGAUAACUGUUGUAAUCAAAUCAGAAGUACCUUCUCAAUCGCAGAUGAAUGUAUGUGGAAAUCAAUUGAAUCCUCCGACAGCCCUUAUAAAGGAUGUCAGAAUCAUUCUAUAUCAAAUGAAAAACAGAACGUUGGUUCAUUGAGUGAGCAAUUCUUGGUGGAAAAAUCCAAAAAUGAACUAUCAAGAAGAUGUCCUCUACAUAUUUGUGUAGAUAAAGUCUCGAAGACCAUGACUCAGGAAUCAUCAGUCUCUCUAAGUUCGACCGAGGAUCUGUGCUCCAUUCUCCGAAAACUUGGAAAUUUCCCUUCGCUCCAUCAAAUUUUCCGUAAAUAUUAUUCUGUUUUGAGAAACUUGUUUCUAAAUUUUCAAAUCAAGAUUGAGCCCAAACAAAAACCAACAAAUGACAUGGUGAUUAUUGUUCAUUUGGAUGACCUUGAAAAUCAAGAAAUAUCAAAUUUAUUCCAAAAAAUUAUCAAGGUGCAUAGCCAAGGUGACUUUCAAAUAUUGUUUAGCCAAUCCUCGCAAGAAAAUUAUUUAUGUACUUUUACACCAAUGAGUUUUGAAGUUUCAAGCAAAACGGCUUCCAUACACAUUGACUCCAGCUUGUACCCAAUUUCACCUGGAUUUUUCUUCUAUUCAAUGUUUGAAAAACUAAGCAGAUCUGGAUCUCAUGAAAAAUAUCUUGUGUUGUACAACAGUCAGCCUUUUAUUACAACAAAUGGGAAUAGUUGGCCUUCCUCAACACUUGCAGGAGGUGUUUUUAGUCAUCAAAGUGUUAACGACACCAAAAAUAUGUAUUCAAUGUUGAAUACUAUUGUCAACGCAUUAGUCGAAGCAAUCGCAUUUGAUGACUUUUGUAAGUUAAAGAAUACAAGAGUGGCCGGAUUAAAUUCAAAAAAUGCAUCAUCAACUAAAAUUUUGAUACCUUCCGAACAGAUUUCAAAAACCCUCUGCCGGAACUCAUCCAAAAGCUCUUUUCAUGAACUAAGCAAAUACUCUUUAGUGGUGAGAACACCCGAAAUAAAUAGUUUUCAGAAGGAAGAGAAAAAUGCCCAGUUGCGUAAACUCGUCACUCAAAUCAAAUUAUAUCAAUAUGAUGAUGGAGUAGUCGAAUCUUUGACUGGCAUGAAGAUUUCUGAGAUAGAAAUGUGUUUUAUUAAUGCUUUAAAACAAUUCCUUCCCAAUUUUGGGGAAGAAAAGGAUUUCCCACUCAAUGACCUAGUUCUCUCCAGUUUAAUUUUGUGGGAAAAAAAUAGUGGUUGCCAUAAAGCAAUGGAUUUAGGUUAUUCCGAUUUAAUUUUUUCUAUUUUGGAUGCUGUAGAAUCAACGAACAACAGAUAUCCUCGCCUAGUUUGUAGCUCUCCUCAAAUCUCAGAGGAAAACGAUGAUGAUUUAGUGUCGCAAAAUAGUGCAUUAACCAGUUUGCAGACUUUGGCUGAAAUUAAUGAAAUUUACGACAGUUGCGAUACCAGUGAUUGCGAUAGUGUCAUUCCCAAAAACCAAACGCCUGUUCGUGAAAAUGAUAGAAUCACCUCAAUUUCAAACCAACUGAAAGCACCUCUUAGAUCGAGAAAAUUCUCCAAAAAGAAUUGGUUCAUGAAAAUAAACUUUUGGCGCUUGAAGUUUUGUAAACUUCAUAGACAGUUGAUAAAUUUGAAACUGGAUUACUCAAGUCCAAAAAAAUUCGAACACUGUGAGUCUGAAGAAAGAGUGAAGGAUCUAAAUGAAACGCUUGCUCAUAAAAACAUGGAAGAUAGACGUUAUUAUGAACAAAAAGUGGCUGACCUGCAGAGGGAGAUUUCGACCUUAAAAGAGAAUUUGAAGACUUUAUGUAAGCCUGCAGUCCCAGCGCAUAAAUACAGUGGAGAUGUAAAUACAAUCCGAAAUUCUUGUGAAAACAAUUUGAAUAAUGAAGACAUAAAGUUAAAAGAGCGUUAUAGCAAAACAAGUGAACCCCUCACGCCAAAAAAUUCACCUGAAAGCUCCUCUAAUGAGCAGGCAAUGUCAGUCAAAGAUGUUCAAAGGGGAACUGUCACAAAAUCUGGGGGUGAAUUUAGGCUAAAAAAAAAUACAGCUCUUGAAGACCAAACGAAAAGAAUUAUUCAAGUACAAAGUUAUUAUGAACAAAAAAUAUCUGACUUGAGAAAUAGGUUUGAAGAAAAAUUGAUGGAGCUUAAAAAUAGCCACAACCAAGAAUUUAAAUCUUUGAGUACAAUUUAUGUCGAAAAAUUGAAACUCGCCGAGGAAAUCUACUCUCAAAAUAUGGAAAGAACUGAAGAAUCGAAUCUUAAAAUACUGAAAGACUAUCGGAAUUUCUACCUGUUAAAAGUGAAAGAAUGGGAAACUUUAAUGGACCAGUUUUCAGAGACUCUCCUCACCCUUCGAAAUAUCAUAUUUGAAUCCGAGGAGAAAUUCAGUGCUGAGUUAUCAACAACUGUAAAUAAAUAUGAAACUCUGCUGAGACUCAUAUCCGAAGCGUUUGACAAUGAAAAAGUUACCAUUCGUGGUACACUUUGUGAGAGCUUAGAAAAAUUUGAAGCCCAAUACAAGACAAGUCUGAAAGAGAUCAUGAAACAUGUAAACGAAGAGGCAGCCUUCUCGCGGAGGCUCGUUGUGCAGGAACUUGAGAUCUGUAAAAAACAGUAUGACAGCAACUUGAAGAAACAGAAGUCUUCCUUCAAAAAUUUGCUCGAAGAAGCAAAGAAAAGCUAUGAAAGAAAACAAUUUCAGAAAAGUCCGCACCUUUCUUUCAGCCGAGUACUAAAUUGUAAUUGUGAUCACCCACAAGGUUUGCCUGAUUGCAAAGUUUUCUAUGCAUAAGAGUGAAAUAAUACUUACCUCAAUUAUCGAAAGCGAUUUACCUUCUAAGCAUUUUUUAGGUGAAGAUGCACGAUUUUCACAACACUGCAAGCAAGUCGAUUCCUCUCUAUUAAGUGCGAUCUACUUUUUUCUUUCUCCUAACAGAAAAAGAUUUUAAGCCAGAGAAAAUUGUUCAAGUCGAUUUUGGGCAAGGCUAAGCUAGUAUUUGGUCCAAAUGUUAACAUCAUUACAAUGCUUGUGGGAGCUUAGAUUCACAGACAAGAAAUACCUGAAAGAAUUCAAUGAAAGCCGAAUCUCUUAUUUGAGCCAAUGAGCGAUUUUUAAACAGUUCUCAGUUCUACCCUCAGAUUCACUGAAAAAGGAUCUCACAACUGACAUGUCAU
Messenger RNA from Bemisia tabaci, 5200 nucleotides. The record is from RefSeq and is a predicted model, not a curated record. NCBI's taxonomy places the organism in Eukaryota, Metazoa, Arthropoda, Insecta, Hemiptera, Aleyrodidae.